AUGAGAGCUAUCAUUAGCGUCGCUCUGUUUCUCUCUCUUUCAUUGCUUUCUGCCGUCAACGCGGCUGAGAUCCUCUCAGCAGGAGACACAGAUGAUGUUAUUCCGGAUUCCUACAUUGUUGUGAUGAGGGAUGGGCUCUCCACUGAUGCCUUCAACUCCCACACGACACAGAUCUCCGGUUUUCGUAACGGGGACCGUAACGUCAAGGCUUCAUUGAAGAAGACCUUUGAUCUUAAUGGCCUGAAGGGAUACAGUGGAACUUUCGACGAAGCUACAAUCCGCCAGAUCGCGAAUGAUCCAGCUGUAAAAUACAUUGAACAUGACAGGAUCGCAAACGCCCGUGGCUUAGUUGAACAGCAGGACGCAGGGUGGAAUCUUGCUCGCAUCUCACACAAAAAGCCUGGAGCCAGGACGUAUGUCUAUGACGAAUCCGCCGGAGCCGGUAUAUCCGUAUGCCUGGUAGAUACUGGCGUCGACGUGGACAAUCCGGACUUGGGAGGCCGCGCUACUUGGGGCGCAAACUUCGUCGACAACGACGACUCCGAUGGAAACGGGCACGGCACUUUCCUAGCAUCCCUCAUCGCAGGCCAGAAACACGGGGUUGCGAAGAAGGCGAAGAUCAUCGCUGUCAAGGUUCUCGAUGCCAACGGCUCCGGAUCAUACAGCAAUGUUAUUUCUGGAAUUGACUGGUGUGUCAAAUACGCCAAGGAGCAUGGGAUCUCGGAGCGCAUGGUUGUCAAUCUCUCCCUUGGCGGGGGCUAUUCACAAGCUGUUAACCAGGCUGCUGAGAACGCAGUGCUUGCGGGAAUGUUUGUUUCCGCUGCCGUGGGUGGUUCAAAUCGUGACGCGCGCAACGACUCUCCCGCCUCAGCCAGAGGCGUUUGUGCCAUCGCCGCGAGUACGAUGGACGAUAAGGCCGCUCUAUUCUCUAACUACGGUUCAAUCGUGGCCGUCUACGCACCAGGACAGAAUAUUAUGGCGGCUGGAAGAAUGGGCUCGGUAACCCUCUCCGGUACAUCUUUCGCUGCAGGCCACGCAUCUGGAGUGGGUGCCUAUCUCCUCGCCCUCGAGAAGAUCACAGGUGAUAGGGUCUGCACCCGUAUCAAGGAGCUCGCUAUUCCCGUGAUCCGCAAUUCGCCUUCAAACACCACGCGGCUCCUGCUAUACAAUGGUAGCGGGCGUUAA
This is a messenger RNA of Coccidioides immitis RS, 1185 nucleotides long. RefSeq names its product subtilisin-like protease. The record is from RefSeq and is a predicted model, not a curated record. The transcript is spliced from 4 exons. NCBI's taxonomy places the organism in Eukaryota, Fungi, Ascomycota, Eurotiomycetes, Onygenales, Onygenaceae. Gene Ontology annotation, molecular function: serine-type endopeptidase activity. Gene Ontology annotation, biological process: proteolysis. Bases 1 to 1185 code for a protein of 394 amino acids.